Messenger RNA from Sorex fumeus (smoky shrew), 3321 nucleotides. RefSeq names its product E3 ubiquitin-protein ligase TRIM38-like. The record is from RefSeq and is a predicted model, not a curated record. NCBI's taxonomy places the organism in Eukaryota, Metazoa, Chordata, Mammalia, Eulipotyphla, Soricidae. The transcript is spliced from 10 exons. The coding region runs from base 782 to 1909 and encodes 375 amino acids. Gene Ontology annotation, molecular function: zinc ion binding.
CUUCCUUGCCAGACCUGAGUGAAUCUCAGCUACAGAGGAGACAUCAGAGCAGUAGCUUGUGCUGACUGCUGUGUGGAGAAGGGACUGACAGUCCAGGCUGCAUUUUUCUGUGACUCCAUUUUUCCUACCAGGGAUAUGAGGCCCAUGAAGGCCCCAUAGUCACCCCUCAGGGCUCAGAGGACAGGAGAGUUUUCUCCCCAGAGGAUAGCAUCCCUCAGAGGUCAGGAAGGGUAACCUGAAAGGACUCACUAUCCCUCUGCUUGCCUUGCUGACUGGUUCAUUCUGGGGGAGCUCAGAUGACCAUCUCUGUCCUCUACAUAAAGAACAUCAAAAGGACUUGACUCUUCCAACCACCGACAUGCGGUCACUAAUCUGAUCUGCAGCCCCGGUGAGAGAGUAAGUGCAGCCAGUGACCAAACCGGUGAGUCCUCCCCCAGGACUGCCCAGUGAAGGGGAAAGGAAGAGUCGCAAUUGAUCUACAAUGAGAGGCUUCCAGUGGGGAGAUCAAGGUUUCUUCCAUGACGAUGGGCUCUAGUCAUUCUGAUCUUCCGGGAGACCAGGUUGUCCUGAAGAAGUGACAGUCACCUCUCUGUUUCUCAAGAACUCUGCUCUGAAGAUAACCCCUUCUCCUCCCACCUCUUUCAAUUCUCUGUCUUCAGACAGAUUUCAAGCUCAGAGGAGUCCCAUAAACUCUGGUGGAGUGCAUUUCUCAGACACUAGAAAUUUCUGACUGCUUCAUCCCUGCCUCUUGAUCCAAUAUUGCAGCAUUUCCAGGAAAACCAUGGCCUCAGCUACAUUUAUCAAGAAGUUGAGGGUGGAAGCUACCUGCCCCAUCUGCCUGAAGCUGAUGACUGAGCCUGUGAGCAUUGACUGUGGGCACAGCUACUGCUGUGUAUGCAUAAAGGUUCUUACUCAGAAUCAAAGCUCUGAAACAUCAUCUCCGGGAACAUUUAAUUGUCCCAAGUGUCGGAAACCUUUUCAAAGUGGUAGUCUCCGGCCCAACAAGCAGCUGAAAGGUAUUAUCGAAAUCUUUAAGGAAAUGAAUCAGAACAUGUGUAAUGAACACGGAGAGCAGUUCCAUCUGUUCUGUGAAAAUGAUGGUCAGCUCAUCUGCUGGUGCUGUGAGCGGUCACCACAGCACAAAGGACACGGCACUGCUCCUGUUGAAGUUGCAUGCCAAGUUUACAGGGAAAAGCUCCAGAGAGCAGUCACAAAACUGAAAAGCACAGAAUCUAAAUAUAUGCAGCUGAAGCUAGAUACAACUCGGAAAAUAAGUAGUUGGGAGGAGAAAAUAAAGCAUGAGAAAGAAAGAAUCAAUUCUGAAUUUAAACAACUUCACAGUUUCAUGCACCUGGCAGAGGAGUAUUAUAUGCAUAGUCUAGAGAAAGAAAAAGAACAGAAGCUCAUCAGACUGAAGAACAAUGUAGCCCAUCUGGACAACAAAGUAGAAGAACUCAAGAACAACAUCCUGGAACUGGACAAGAAAUGUCAGGACUCAGCGCAGACUUUGCUGCAGGGUAUAAAAGACACCCUGAGCAGGGUCUCAGCUAUCAAUCUAGAAACACCAGAGGAUGUUUCUUUGGAACUGCAUACUGUGCGCAGUGUCUCUGAGCUUCACUUAAGUGUGAGAAAAAUUUUUAAGCGCCACCAAGUCAAUGUGUCUUCAGAUCCAGAUACUAUUAAUCAAAAGAUAUUCAUUGGUGAUCCUGUCCGCCCCUGCGACAUCCUCCAGCACCACACCCAGUCUGCAACCUGUCCCAGACCACAACGCACUGAAGAUAGAAGUUAUUCACAGACACAUGCAGAGAACCAAAUCAAACACCUGGAAGUUAAACAACUCAAUGUUGAACAACGAGUGGGUCAGGAAGGAAGUCAAGGAAGAAAUGAAAAAAUAUCUGGAAACCAAUGAGAAUGAAGACACGAGCUACCCAAACCUUCAGGACGCAGCUAAAGCUGUGAUAAGGGGAAAAUUUAUAGAUCUGCAAGCAUUCAUCAGGAAGAAAGAAAGGGCCCACAUAAAUAACAUAACUUCACAGCUCAAGAUCUUAGGAAAGAACCAGCAAAAGGAGCCCAAACAAGGCAGAAGGAAAGAAAGAACAAAAGCGGAAAUUAAUGACACGGAAACCCAAAAAAAACGAUCCGAAAGAUCAAUGAAACCAAGAGCUGGUUCUUGGAGAAAAUUAACAAGAUUGAUAAACCACUAGCAAGACUCACAAAGAAAGAGAGAGAGAGAGAACCAUAAUAAGCCGAAUCAGAAAUGAAAGUGGGGACAUCACAACAGAAACCAAAAAAACGCAAAAGAUCAUCAGAGUCUACUUUGGAAGUCUGUGUGCCAGGAAACAAGAGAACCUAGAAGAAAUUGGAUAAAUUCCUGGAUUCCUAUAAUCUCUCAAACUUGAACCAAGAAGAUAUAUUCAGGAAUACCUGAAUAUAUCUAUAAAUAGCAAAAAAUUGAAACUGUAAUAAAAAGUAUUCCCCAAAACAAAAGCCCAGGUCCAGUUGGAUUCACUAGCAAAUUUUUACAAACAUUUAAAAAGGACCUAUUGCAAGUUCUUCUCAAGCUUUUCCAGGAAAUUGAAGAAACAGAAACUCUUUGAUACAGUUUCUAAGAGGCACAUAUAUCCUUAAUACCAAAAGAAACCAAAAGAAGCAAAGACACCACAAAAAGAGAAAACUACAGAAAGAUAUUCCUGAUGAACACGGAUGCAAAGAUCCUUAACAAAAUAUUAGCAAAUAGAAUCCAACAACUCAUCAAACAGUUCGUAAAACAUGACCAAGUGGGAUUCACCCCAGGGAUGCAAAGAUGGUUUAAUAUUCGGAAAUCAAUCAACAUAAUACAUCAUAUCAACAAAAGAAAAGAUAAAACCAUUUGAUCAUAUCAAUAGAUGUAGAAAAAGCAUUUGACAAGAUUCAGCCCAGUUUAUGAUGAAAUCUCUCACCAAAAUGGGUUGUGAAGGUUCUUUCCUCAAUAUAGUCACAGCCAUCUACCAUAAACCUACCACAAGUAUUAUCCUCAAUGGGGAAAAACGAAGAGACUUCCCUCUAAGAUCAGGGACAAGACAAGGAUGCCCACUCUCACCACCUCUGUUAAAUAUAGUACUAGAAGUACUUGCAAUAGCGAUUAGGCAAUAAAAAUAUAUUAAGGGUAUCAGAUAGAAAAAGAAGAAAUCAAGCGCUCACCAUUCGCAGAUGAUAUGACACUAUGACCCUUAAAGCCUCUACCUAGAAACUCCUAGAAACAACAGACUUUCAUAGUAAAGUCACAGGCUAUAAAAUCAAUAUACAAAAGUUCAUGGCUUUCUUAUAUGCAAACAAUGAGAG